AGAUUACAUGAUGGAAUUCACAUUUCCUCAAGAAACUCUGUGUGUCCUGGAUCAAUACCGUUGAAGAUCUCUUCUGAUUGCAACACCCGAAGCAGAGUCCUGUAACAAAUUUGUCAAAAGGAACAUACAAUGGAUCACAAAGAAAGCUGCCCAAGCGUUAGCAUUCCCAGCUCUGAUGAGCACAGAGAGAAGAAGAAAAGAUUUACUGUUUACAAAGUGUUGGUCUCCGUUGGCAGAAAUGAAUGGUUUGUCCUCAGACGAUAUGCAGAGUUUGACAAACUCUACAAUACGCUAAAGAAGCAAUUUCCCACCAUGAACCUGAAGAUUCCAGCUAAAAGAAUAUUUGGAGAUAAUUUUGAUCCUGAUUUUAUUAAGCAGAGAAGAGCAGGACUGAAUGAAUUCAUUCAAAAUUUAGUUAGACAGCCAGAGCUAUGCAACCACCCAGAUGUCAGAGCAUUUCUUCAGAUGGAUAACCCAAAACACCAGUCAGAUCCAUCUGAAGAUGAAGACGAAAGGAGCAGUCGAAAGUUAAACUCUACCUCACAGAAUAUCAACUUGGGACCAUCUGGAAAUCCUCAUGCUAAACCAACAGACUUUGAUUUCCUGAAAGUUAUUGGGAAAGGCAGCUUUGGCAAGGUGCUUCUUGCAAAACGAAAACUGGAUGGGAAAUACUAUGCUGUCAAAGUGUUGCAGAAAAAAAUUGUUCUCAAUAGGAAAGAGCAAAAACAUAUAAUGGCUGAACGUAAUGUGCUUUUGAAAAACGUGAAACAUCCAUUUUUGGUUGGGUUACAUUACUCAUUCCAAACAACAGAAAAGCUUUACUUUGUCCUGGAUUUUGUUAAUGGAGGAGAGCUGUUCUUUCACUUGCAAAGAGAACGUUCCUUUCCUGAGCACAGAGCCAGAUUUUAUGCUGCUGAAAUAGCCAGUGCACUGGGCUACUUACACUCCAUAAACAUAGUCUACAGGGAUUUAAAACCAGAAAACAUUCUCCUAGAUUCACUAGGCCAUGUGGUGUUGACAGACUUUGGACUUUGUAAAGAAGGGAUUGCAACUUCUGAUACCACUGCAACUUUCUGUGGGACCCCAGAAUAUCUUGCACCAGAAGUCAUUAAAAAGCAGCCCUAUGACAACACAGUAGACUGGUGGUGCCUUGGUGCAGUUCUUUAUGAAAUGCUUUAUGGGCUGCCUCCUUUUUACUGCCGUGACGUUGCUGAGAUGUAUGAGAAUAUUCUUCAUAAACCCCUGGUCUUGCGCCCAGGAAUCAGUCUUACAGCCUGGUCUAUCCUGGAAGAACUCUUGGAGAAGGAUCGGCAAAGCAGACUUGGAGCAAGGGAAGAUUUUCUUGAAAUUCAGAAGCAUCCAUUCUUUGAAUCGCUCAGCUGGACUGAUCUUCUUCAGAAGAAGAUUCCACCACCAUUUAAUCCUAAUGUGGUUGGACCGGACGAUAUUGGGAAUUUUGAUGCAGUGUUCACAGAAGAAAUGGUCCCAUACUCAGUCUGUGUUUCUUCUGAUUACAACAUUGUUAAUGCCAGUGUCCUAGAGGCAGAUGAUGCAUUUCUUGGAUUUUCUUACGCACCACCUUCCGAAGAUAUGUUUUCCUAGGGAGUUAGAAGCGAAGAAUGUUUUGGUAGCCUUGGGGUGGACUGAAACGUUAGGGUUAUGGACACAUUCCAAAAUAGCGUAACUAGUGCCUCGUUUUGUAUGUAGGUUUGAAGCCUAUGAACAAACUUUCUCUGCUGUAUAGGAGGACUUUGGGCAUUUUGGAUGGCUUUCUUUGGGGGUUGAACUGUUUGUUCCUGCUGCAGAAAAUAUUUUUUAAAACCUUUGAAAAGCAUUCUCUACAUAUUUUUUAAGCGAAAACACUGUUCUCCUCAAUCCCUUCAAGUUUACAUUCAUACCUAUCUAACUGGGCUGGCACAAACAGCAGCAAAUUUAUAAAUGCUUUUGUACUUAUUUACAGUGACUUGUGCUUGAAUUGUAACUAUGCAAAUUGUCUUUUGUAUAUCCUGGUUUAAAAAAAAAGGGUAAAUGUUUUCCCUGUUUAUCCGUUUGAAAUGUAUGUUAAUUUACUUGUCAGCACUUAAAUUGAGGGGUUAAUAUAAGUUAAGGACCAAGAUUCCUGAAGGACUUCUGGCAAAAGAGAACUUGGUCAUGUAAACCUGGAUCGUUGCUCUUGCGCUUGCUGAAGUAGCCAUUGACUCAACUGGAUUACCUGAGCUAUGGGAGAUCACUCAGAGCAAGGACUGGACAAAUUAACUGGAUUGAUUUGAUAACAUUACUUAUUAUGUGCUCUACUUUCCUUUCCUCCUUGAGCUAAAUAUGUCUACAUUUCAACUACAUUAAAAAUAUUUUUUGU
This is a messenger RNA of Acanthisitta chloris (rifleman), 2356 nucleotides long. RefSeq names its product serine/threonine-protein kinase Sgk3. Bases 130 to 1602 code for a protein of 490 amino acids. Gene Ontology annotation, molecular function: ATP binding; phosphatidylinositol binding; protein serine/threonine kinase activity. Gene Ontology annotation, biological process: protein phosphorylation. The record is from RefSeq and is a predicted model, not a curated record. Lineage: Eukaryota; Metazoa; Chordata; Aves; Passeriformes; Acanthisittidae. The transcript is spliced from 16 exons.